AUGAACCACCAAGAAGAACCUCAAAGGAAUCCAGACCAAAAAGCACUAUCGAAAUCACCAAAAGCAUCCAGAGAAGUCCCAAGAACGCCAAAUCGCUGGAAAAACUCAAAAGAAUCCAUAAGAACCGCCGGAAGAGCUCAAAGAAUCCAACAAGCACCAAAUUGCCGAAGUACCUCAAAAAAAAUAUAUAUAUCCAGAGAAAAGUCCCAAGAAUCGCCGGAGAGCCUAAAAAAAAAUCAAAAAAGAACCAAGAUUAUUGAAGUACUCAAAAAGAAUCCAAAGUCCCAAAGAACAGUUAAAGAAUCCAAAAAGGAUCAAAUAGUCAGAAUACUUCAAAAAGAAUCCAGAAAAAGUUCAAGAGCCUCCGGAAGAGCCCAAAGAAUCGAAAAAGAACCAAGAUCACCGAAAGUACCUCAAAAGAAUCCAGAGAAAAGUCCCGAGAGCCUAAAGAAUCCAAAAAAACCUCAAAAGAAUCCAGCGAAAGCACCAAGAACCGCCGGAAGAGCCAGAAAAAAAAACGAAAACACCAAGGAUCGUCGGAAGAAAAAAGAAUCCAGAGAAAGCACCAAGAACCACCGGAAGAGCUCAAAAAAAUCCAAAAAUACCCAAGAUUCGCCGGAAGAUCUAAAAGAAUCCAGAAAAGUCCUAAAAACCGCCAAUCCAAAAGAACCACAAAGGUCAGAAAGAAUCAUUGGAAGGAUCUCAAAACCAGAAAACCUAUCCAAAAACGAAGAAGACUUUCCAGAUGAGCCGCAAAAGUAG
Scutellospora calospora is the source of this 762-nucleotide messenger RNA. Lineage: Eukaryota; Fungi; Glomeromycota; Glomeromycetes; Diversisporales; Gigasporaceae. The record is from the annotation of a GenBank genome assembly.